UCCAUGGCAACUUCAAUGCUGGCUCUUGAUUGGUUAUCCAUCAAUCAAGCUUGUGUUUGAGCAGCCUUUAAAUAAGUAAUUUCCUAUGGCAGUUUCUCAUAAACGUCUGUUUCUCUGCUGGAAAUCCUGACCUAUCUAGUUAGUCUGAGACUGUUUCUAUCUUCACCAUCAUGGUCGAGCAGUUUGUCGGGACCUGGACUCUGACUGCCAGCGAGAAUUUUGAUGAAUACAUGAAGGCAAUCGGUGUGGGCUUCGCCACCCGGCAGAUGGGCAACAUGGCAAAGCCUGAUCUGGUGAUUGGCGUGGACGAUGCAGGGCUAGUUUCAAUUACGUCUAAGUCUACUUUCAAGACCACGGAGAUCAAGUUCAAGCUGAGCGAAGAAUUCGACGAGACGACUGCAGACGGCCGAAAGACCAAGACCAUAGUCACGUUUGAGAAUGGAAAGCUGGUGCAGCAACAGACGUGGGAUGGAAGGAAAACAACGCUGGAACGAGAAAUUCAAGAUGGAAAACUAACGGCUAAAUGUAUCAUGGAUGACGUGGUUGCAGUGAGGACCUAUGAGAAAGGAGCGUAAUUAAACCUCCAAAGGUAUUUGGACUUGACCCCCUGAGCUACUGUCAAACAUGCCAAUAAAGUCUGAACUGUGACACUUCAA
Etheostoma cragini (Arkansas darter) is the source of this 656-nucleotide messenger RNA. RefSeq names its product fatty acid binding protein 4b (gene fabp4b). Gene Ontology annotation, cellular component: nucleus; cytosol. The record is from RefSeq and is a predicted model, not a curated record. Bases 171 to 575 code for a protein of 134 amino acids. Lineage: Eukaryota; Metazoa; Chordata; Actinopteri; Perciformes; Percidae. The transcript is spliced from 4 exons. Gene Ontology annotation, biological process: fatty acid transport. Gene Ontology annotation, molecular function: fatty acid binding.